AUGGCGAAGUUCUCCGAUAUACCACCUGAGAUCAAGGUGCUCAUCUACCACGCACUACUGGCCGACCCUUUGAGAGAUGGAGAUCGAAUCAUGUUCACCCUGAACCAAGACGGCCAGCCCAACUGGGAUCGCACAACUGAGCUCCAUCCCCCAGAAGACGAGCUUGUUACCGAUGUCAAACCUGCACCCGUCAAAUCUUCCAUCAAGCAUCUCGACUACAGCAAUCUUUGGUCUCUCGCUACAACCAGCAAAUUGCUCUACACAGAAGCCACGCCAGUCAUCUAUGCCAAUGCAUGUCUGGAGUACACAUUUGGUGAUUCUCUUGGUGCCUACGAAAGUCCCACUCUCCUUCACACCUUUCUCGAGAAGCUUCCACUUGCAUCCUGCGCCUUUCUUCAUCAUCUCACUAUCAUCAACAACCGGACUACAGCUGGUAAAGCUUUGACUGCCAGAGACAUGAAAACCAUCGUCGACUUGCUCAAUGAUAGACUGCCAAAUCUAGUCAGUCUGGACAUUCGAGCCAUUGACCCUAUGACUGAGCCUUGGGUUGAUGAAACUCCUCCUGAGUUCGUUAGAGAUCAUCUCCAAAUCAUGGCAGCUGCCAGACCUGUCGCUCUUCUUGCUUCGGGUCCGAGAGUCACUCUGAAGCCACGAGUAUGCUUCUACCUUGAGCCUGAGAAAGGCACGUUCGAUCCUGACAUCACUCUGGUCCUGAGACUUUUGAGAGGAUUGAUGGUGCAGCAUGUCAUGCCUACGUUGAUUGACAUUACCAAAUGGCGUCGUCAAGCUCGAGAACAUCAUGAAGUGUUCUGUCAACAAGGCACCUACCUUGAAACCACCUCUAUCAUGCGGUCCGACGCUGGCGGAGCUACAGAGCCCGCUACAGUAAGUGACAUGGAAACCGCACUGGCCGAUCGCGAACAAGUCAUGAAGCAUAUCGAGGACUGCAAGCAUUGGAGAGUGCUCUUCGACCGCGUUUCACGCGAGGGGCGUGCUUGA
Molecule: messenger RNA, 999 nt
Organism: Aureobasidium melanogenum CBS 110374
Lineage: Eukaryota; Fungi; Ascomycota; Dothideomycetes; Dothideales; Saccotheciaceae
Exons: 1
Coding region: 1-999 (332 amino acids)
Source: RefSeq, a predicted model, not a curated record